CUGAACUUUGGAAAUGUUUUAUUUCUUCAAUAUUUCCUAAUUCUCACAUCAAAGCUAUCAACUCUGAAUCUACGACUACUUUUUUUUUCCACGAUUCCUCCUCAAGCGCCUUUCGGAUUUAGAGAUUGGCACCCAAUUAUCACCCGCGAAUAAUCAUUCUGAUCCAGCCAUCUCUACGUCAUCAUGGAUAUGUCACAGCAAAUAUCUUCUCCGAAUCAUGAAAUUGCAGUUUAUCUAGCCGCCAUCUGGGAUGGACUGAGAGACCAGAUAACCCCCUUCCUCAGCGUCCUUUACAUCGAUGACACUAUCUACCGAAUGCUGGACAGCCAUGGGAGGCGCUAUAUUGCCAGGAAAUUCAUGGAGCAUACGAGAGAAGCCGUAAUGUAUUGUCGUGAUGGUAACAGAGGAGAUCGUCAUUAUCUCGGCCCACCGCGUUAUUUUAUUGCCAAUGGCGGAGUGAUACAUUCUCCUGAUGGCCUUGAGCCAAUCUGGGCGAUGAAUGAUAGCUUGAAUACUCGCCUUGAAAGCGUCGCAGCUUGCCAACCUACGGUGCCACUUAAGCCAACCAAGAUUCCACGCCCUCCCAAUGCAUACAUUUUGUACCGCAAGGAUCGUCACAAUCUGGUUAAAGCUGCCAACCCGGGUAUUACCAACAACGAGAUAUCUCAAAUCUUAGGACGAGCUUGGAAUCAAGAAUCGAGAGACGUACGGCAAAAAUAUAAGCAGAUGUCAGAAGAAAUCAAAAUCGCGCUACUGGAAAAGCAUCCAGAUUAUCAGUACAAGCCUCGAAAAUCGUCAGAGAAACGCCGUCGCACUCGCCGCAGCCAACAAGCACAUGCUAUAUUGGUCGAUGCUAAUCUUGCUGCCCCCAACGAUGGCGCAGUUGAAGACCAUUCCGUCACCUCGGUUUAG
Molecule: messenger RNA, 912 nt
Organism: Trichoderma harzianum CBS 226.95
Lineage: Eukaryota; Fungi; Ascomycota; Sordariomycetes; Hypocreales; Hypocreaceae
Exons: 3
Coding region: 184-912 (242 amino acids)
Biological process (GO): cell differentiation; negative regulation of transcription by RNA polymerase II; anatomical structure morphogenesis
Molecular function (GO): DNA-binding transcription factor activity, RNA polymerase II-specific; RNA polymerase II cis-regulatory region sequence-specific DNA binding
Source: RefSeq, a predicted model, not a curated record